Messenger RNA from Rubroshorea leprosula, 1568 nucleotides. NCBI's taxonomy places the organism in Eukaryota, Viridiplantae, Streptophyta, Magnoliopsida, Malvales, Dipterocarpaceae. The record is from the annotation of a GenBank genome assembly.
AUAUUUUCAGUUAUGAUAUUUUGUAAUACCCCCAAAAUUUCUAGAGCAUCAAGUGAGAGUUAGGGACCUAAUUGUGAAGAAAUACUAUUAAUGAACUUAAUGGCAAAAAUUUUCAAAGUUCAGGGACUUAAAAGAAAGGAAAUUAAGAUAAGGAUCAAGGCUGAUAUUUCUGUCCUCAGCCACGUGUUUUGCUCUUCUUCAUCUUCAUUUUCUUCUCCUCUGCCGACCGAAGCUCCCCUAAGCCACCGACUCAUCCCCUUUGAGAAAAAUUGGUAACAAGCUUGAUUUUUCCCUUCCUUUUCUUGUUAAAGAACUGAUUUUAGGACCUAGAACCCUCCCUUUGAAGUGGGGAUUUCAGAUCUGCUCUGUUUCUUCCCUUGGUCUGUCCGCUGUUCUGCUGGGUGUGAAUCCUUCGGGAUUUUUGUUUUCAUGAUUUCUUCUCCAGUCUCUGUCGGCCUCCAUACCCGCCAGCUCCGGUUUUGGCUGCUGGAAAAAUACUGGUUCUUGAUCGUUCUGUCAGUUUAGUACGUGAAUUGAGUGCUCAGUUUUGCGGAGUGAGGUAAGUAAAUUUAUGGUAAUGCCCGCACUGUUUUUAAAAGAUGUUUUGACUUGUUUUUGAAGUGGUGGCGGGACUAAACCCGUUUUAUGCAAAAGUAAGUAUGACUGAUUUGAACUGAAAAUUUUUAUGAUUUUUAUGGAUUUGAGCAUGCCUACUUGAAGUUCAUGUGAUUGUCCUGAUGAUUUGAAAGUUAAUUGUAAAGACUGAUUUUCUGUUAAAUUCAGCCUGUUUUGUCUCCGAUCUGGUCAUGUUAUUCUGUUGCCCGCUAGUGGGAGGUCAAACGCUAGCACAUGUCGACGUGUUCCUGAUAGAACCGGUUCAUUCCUGUAAUCCUACUAGUGGGAGUUAAACACUAGUAAUUCCUGUUGCCUGCCAGGGGGAUUUAAACACUGGCCAUGACCUAUAGAGGAGACGUCUAUUUCGUUCCCGUACUUGUAUCCGUUUCCUGGUUACACUUGUUGGCAUGCUAUAAGUUUAAUUGACUACUACUGAAUUUUGUUCUGCAUAAUGGUUAUCAUUGAGCAUUCCGUUAUGUUUAAACUGUUUAUUUGAAAUGCUCAAAUUUUACCCACGGGCUAUCCAUACAUUUACUUACUGAGUUUAUCUCAUAGUUUUUCCUUGUCCACCAUUUCAGGUAAUAUGACCCGAGACACGGAAACCACAGGAAGUGACGAGUUAGAAGGCUAGCCAUUUCGAGACUGAUAUAGAUUUUAGAAAUAAAUCAUGUUUUUUGUAAGAUAGAUUUUACCUUGUGAUUUUAAGUUUAAGUCAUGUUGGACAUAGAUUUAUGGAAUAGAGUUUGGGAUUUGAAUAAGUUCCGAGCCUUGUGCGUUUGUGGGACCCGUCUCAUGAGUGCACGGCGUCUGUCGCGCCUCGGAUUUGGGUUCUGGGGCGUGACAGACUUCUAUCAAAUCAACUCUAGUUGCUUUUCGAUCAAUAAACUUGACUAAAAUGUGUUUGCAAAAGAUGGUUAGCAAACAUCAAAUCAGUAUAAAGCAUUAUUUUGGUC